Messenger RNA from Erythranthe guttata (spotted monkey flower), 1209 nucleotides. RefSeq lists its product as uncharacterized. Gene Ontology annotation, molecular function: protein binding. Lineage: Eukaryota; Viridiplantae; Streptophyta; Magnoliopsida; Lamiales; Phrymaceae. The record is from RefSeq and is a predicted model, not a curated record.
AUGGCAGCAAAUGGUGAAUCAAACCCCAUCGCCGGUAUUAUUGGAAGUUGUCGGUACAGUGAUUAUCUGCACAUCAUUUCCAUUAAGAAUGAUUUGACUUUAAAGGAAAUCUAUGAAUCUAUCUUAGUGAAGUGGAACGAUAUACAUCCCGACAAAUUGGUGCUCCAAUACUUGGCUCCCCGUGAAAGAAUGUUUGUCACACUGACUUCUGACGAAGACAUGGUGAAUAUGGUUACAUUGCAUUUGGUAAUGCACAUGAGUGUAGUCGACAUUAUGGUGAGCCGCACUGAUGAACUUGAUGGGCGUAGAAGGAGGACCCCCAGCAACGGUUGUGGUGAUGCUACUCUUCGUACAAGGGGUCAUCCCAAAGCCGAUGCUACGUGGAUUUCGCAACUUAUGAAACAAAAAUUGAGAGAUGAGCCAGGUUACAAACCAAUUGCUAUUUUGAAUGAGGUCCAAAGAAAGUACGGUGUGGAGCUUAAGUACUAUACGGCGUGGAGAGGUAAGGAGAAAGCAAUGUAUGACAUUCAUGGGGAUGAGUCGAGCUGUUAUGAUAAACUGAGACGUUAUUGUCGUGCACUGAAACAGAAUAACCCUGGUAGUUGUGUCGAUUAUGAGAUUGACCCUCAAACUCAAAAGUUUCUUCGGAUCUUUAUUAGUUUUGGAAAUUCUAUUUUGGGUUUCCACCGUGGGUGUAGGCAAAUGAUAUGUUUGGAUGGGACUCAUAUUAAAAAUAAAUACAAAGGUUGCUUACUUUCUGCUGUGUCCAAAGAUCCAAAUGAUGAGUUAUACACAUUGGCCUAUGCAAUUGUUGAUGCCGAGAAUGAUAGGAAUUGGGAGUGGUUUUGUAAUAAGCUGAAAGAGAUUCUUGUUUAUCACAAUGGGGGUUUAUUGAAAAAUUACACAAUUUUCUCUGAUCGUCAUUCGGGGCUUAUUAAAGCCAUUCCACUGGUAUUUCCUGGUAGCAACCAUGCUUAUUGUUUGCGACAUUUGGAGGAUAACUUUAGAACAAAGGUUCUAAGAUCGUAUCCAUUGCACAACAAAGCAUAUUGGGUGAGUGUUCUACAUAAGGCUGCAAUUGCUCCUACUCGGCAAGAGUUUGAGGAACAUAUAUCUCAUAUAGUUCAAUCAAUGCCUCGUGCGGAAUCAUUUAUCCGAGACUCUGAUCCCAAUCGUUGGGCCAAUGCAUACUUUUCUGGGGAUAGAUAG